AUGGACCUUGCUUUGCUCCACGACGAGGGCAAAUCCAUCACCUGCAACGCCGCUGAUACCGACCUUUCCUCACUCCACCUCCACUCCGUCACGACCCGACACAACUAUGGCCGCAUCUUCUCGUCACCAGCUCCCGGUUUUGCCAUGGGAGCUGGAUCGAUAGGCGAGAGUUUCUUGCCGUACGAGGAAAGCGAAACAAUUAUCAGCACAGACGCCGGCGUUACGUGGCAGAUGGACGAGACACGCAUAAGUACGAGUUUGGCGAUAAGGGGAGCAACCUGGUGGUGGUGA
Laccaria bicolor S238N-H82 is the source of this 291-nucleotide messenger RNA. RefSeq lists its product as uncharacterized. The record is from RefSeq and is a predicted model, not a curated record. Lineage: Eukaryota; Fungi; Basidiomycota; Agaricomycetes; Agaricales; Hydnangiaceae. The transcript has a single exon. Gene Ontology annotation, cellular component: Golgi apparatus. Bases 1 to 291 code for a protein of 96 amino acids. Gene Ontology annotation, biological process: post-Golgi vesicle-mediated transport.